Molecule: messenger RNA, 2562 nt
Organism: Hyaloperonospora brassicae
Lineage: Eukaryota; Oomycota; Peronosporomycetes; Peronosporales; Peronosporaceae
Source: the annotation of a GenBank genome assembly
AUGCAUCAGCCCACUCGUCCCAUCGCGCUCGUAAUGCUGCGCCAGUGCUUCCACGACGGCAAACGAGCGUGUCGGACGGUGUUCCGAAGCAUUGAGGGGAACAAUCGCGCGAGACAGCGACUGGACCGCCUGUCGCGCCACCUCCAGCGCGAUGUCGCUCUAUGUACGAUCUGCAAUAGCGGCGCAAAGACCUCAUGGACAACGUGGCGCCACGUUGCGGCUCUGGGCGUCGUCGUUGGCGGCUGUGCACUCGCGCACGUUUCACUAUCGCUGGACUCAGAGGCAGCUCUGGAAAGCCAAAGCGAUCAGGUUAUUCGCCGCGGCGGCAAUAUACACGACGAGUACGACAUCUUGGACGAAGUCGUGGGCGAAGGGGGCUACUGUGUCGUGCAGAAGGGCGUCGACAGACGCACGGGCGAAGUCGUGGCAGUCAAGAUGCUGAGCAAGAGUGAAACAUCUGCCAGGGAGUUCUGGAGUGAAGUAGACGUGCUCCGCGUGGCUGGGCGACACCCGAAUAUCUUGCAGCUGAGAGGCACGUACGAGACUGAGGACUGCUGGUUUAUUGUACAAGAGCUGGCUCAAGGUGGCGAGCUGUUUGACCAUUUGGUGGCGAAUGGAGCGUAUUCGGAACGACAGGCAAGCGACACGAUUCGACAGUUGUGCGAUGCAUUGCAGUACCUGCACCGCAAGGGCAUCGUGCAUGGCGAUAUCAAGCCUGAGAACAUUUUGUUGCACAAAGGACGCAUGUGUCUCGUGGAUUUCGGCGUAUCCUUUCGUAUGGGCGAGCGAUUCUUCUGUGACUCCCAUUUGAUGGGCACAGUUGCGUAUGCGGCGCCGGAAACACUGGAGCAUGGUGCGCUGAUCCAUCGAAGGAAUGUUAGGGACGAACUACGAAAAGACAGAGAAAAUGAAGAUGCUGUGCCGCUGGACGAAAACGAUGAGGAUCUUGACGACCAAGUGGGUCCAAGCACGAUCAAGUUUGGCCCUAAGUCCGAUAUGUUUGCACUAGGGAUCGUGCUCUACAUCUUGUUGUGUGGCUCCCAUCCUUUUGACACGUACAACAAUCUACCCGAUGAAGAGAUUCGGAGGCGAAUUCUUACAGGAAAGUUUCGCACACAGUCCCGAGCAUGGCAAUCGAUCUCGCCGUCCGCUCGUGACUUGAUCCAGAAGCUGCUCGAGAUUGACCCUGACAAGCGAUUGAGUGCGGAGCAAGCACUUCACCACGCGUGGCUGCGUAAUCAGUUCCAAGUUAGCCCAGAGCCGAUGAAAAACUCGGCCGAGCUGCUGGAAAAGUUCCAGCGUGGACGUCGUCGCUUACGUGCGAGUAUACUGGCGGUUCUUCUGAUCGAUGCCAUGGCUGAGAAUCUGGACGAAGAUGACAACCAAGAGCUGGAAAGUGUGAAGCGCACGUUUGCUUGGGGACUUAGUUCCAGCGUCGAAGCGCUGAACGAGAAGACCAAUGCGCUUCUAUCGACUUUGCAUUUCUUUGACAAAGAGGGGAAAGGGUUUAUUUCCAAGAACGAUCUUGCGCGCGUGAGUGAGAGUUUGGGCAAGCACAUGAGUGAAAAUGAGCUGAACGAGAUGCUUGUAGGGGCCAGUGGUGACCCCGAGCAAAGUGCGUCGUCUGUAGAGGCUGUCGAUUACGACAAUGUGAAGAUGACCAUAUCUACGCUGCGAUCUGCUACUUACCGUCCCGGGGAAGCUAUCAUUCGCGAAGGACAUGCUGGCUCUCACAACGUCUACUUGCUGUUGGACGGUGAGGUUGAAGUUUCGUGCAAGAACCCGAUAAAGAAGUCUGAACCGACCGACGAGAUGGACGAAGACGAUCGUACAGCAAGCACGUCGUCGCUCGACCGCACGGAUAGCUUUGCUGGGUCCGUGCCACGCCCACCUUGGCCAGACUUUAUUCAAUCGCAAUCGAAUACAUCGGGGAGUGAAGAAAUGAAGCUCCGGUGUUUACCAAAGGGGACCUUCUUUGGCGAGAUCGAGUUGGUGCGUCCGGAUGGACGCUUCCUGCCUCGUAUCGCCACCUAUCGUUGCGCUGGAGGCAGUAGCACGCCCUGUAAAGUGUUGCAGCUUGUAGCAGAUGACUUUUUGAACUUGAAGGGGACAUACGAGUCCAUCAACAAUCGUCUUGAGGAAACCGCGCACCGCCAUGUCCAGCAGCACUUGCUCCGAUGUGUGGAAGCUGCGAAGGGGUCUGUGAAGAUGCGCACGCUUGGUGCUGGUGACUUCAUCUAUAGGGAAGGCGAUCCAUGCGACUCGGUAUUUAUCCUGCUGGAUGGACAAGUAGAAGUGCUGAAAGCAAAAGAAGGAGUCGUUGUGGAAGAGUUGAACCCCGGAGACUACUUUCCACUGGGCGUAUCGGGCCAAACAGAGCCGUGCAAGAUUGCCACUCGUCACUCGAGUGUACGGUGUACGCAGCCUGUGAAAGUGGUCGAAAUCGGUGGAGAGACCUUUCGCAGCUUCUUGAGUAGCAACAAGUUCCUCGCCGCAUACUUCCGUGAGGAAGUUAUGGUACGGGAGCGACGGCGUCUCGAUCGAUUGAUGACAGCAUUAUAG